Molecule: messenger RNA, 4430 nt
Organism: Bemisia tabaci
Lineage: Eukaryota; Metazoa; Arthropoda; Insecta; Hemiptera; Aleyrodidae
Source: RefSeq, a predicted model, not a curated record
CAUCCGCCGCCAUAUUGUUUGAUAACGUCGUCCUUCUUGCUACCGUCACAAUGUUUUCGUUGUUCUCAAAUAUUAGUUUUUUAUUGUUUUACCAUCCUCAGAUCUCAUGUGACCCGAAAAACUGAUCUAUUCCCCGAAGCUUAUCAUAUCUAGUUAAAUAACUUUAAUUGGCGUGAAGCAGAGGAAGAAAGAUGAGUGUGAUUAUUCGUUUGCAGAAUUUGCCCUGGUCGGCCAACGCUGCGGACAUACGAAAAUUUUUCCAUGGGCUCUCAAUUCCUGAAGGUGGAGUUCACAUUGUUGGCGGCGAGCAGGGUGAUGCAUUCAUCGCUUUCAGCACGGACGAAGAUGCUCGCCAAGCCAUGUUGAUCGAUGGUGGUAGGAUAAAUGAAGUGAAAAUCAAGCUAUUGCUGAGCUCACGAUCAGAGAUGCAGAAAGUAAUCGAAACCGCGAGACAGCAAGCUUUGAACCUCCAAAACUACAUGCAAAUGCCUGCCCAACCCCCCGUGAUGCCCACAAUGCCGAACAUGCAGAAUCUCCAGAGCAUGCAGAUGAUGCAACAAAUGGCGCAACAGAUGAUGCCGAUGGGAAUCCCGCAGCAGCAAGUCCCCCUCGUCAAUCAGUGGCCAGGACAAGUUCCUGGGUCCGUGAAAAUGGGCCCUAUCGGGAUGGUAGCCCCAAUGCCCAGCCAAGCCGCUACUCCCAAUCAAAACCAAGGAGCAGAGAGAGACCCGUCGCCUCCUGUAACGUCAGAAUUGGUCGUAGAAGGAGAGAAGGUGAAGUCUGAUUCAGAGGACGAAAGCAAGAAAGGAAGCCAUCGUGACCGUGACAGCUCUCACUCGAGAUCCAGGUCUCGAUCGAAAGAAAAACGAGAUCGAAGGGACUCCCGUUACAGAGAUCGCAGGGAUCGCGAUCGUGACCACGGUAGAGAUCGAGAUCGCCAUAGGGACCGCGAUCGUGACAGGGACAGAGAUAGGGAUCGAGACAGGGAUAGGGACAGGAGGAGGCGCAGCAAAAGCAGAGAUAGACACCGGGACAGGCGCCACAGAUCCAGGAGCAGAGACAGGAGUCGUAGAAGUGAAACUUCGAGGGAUAGAGAUCGUGAUCGACAUGGGAGGGAUAGAGACCGUGAUCGCAAGAGGAGCUCUAGCAAAGAAGCGAACUCAGCUGUUACGACCAACGGAGAUUUGAAAGGUAUGGACCCUCAAGGAGAAACGCCGACUAACAACGGCACUUCAGUUACCAGUGAAAAUCCACUAGCGGCUACACCUCAAGUGGCAAGUCAAGUUGCAGGUCUGCCGCAGCCCCCCGUGAUGCUACAUCCUGGUCUCGCAGCCGGGAACGCCUUCCCACCUAUCCCGGAGCCUCCAAAAAUGCCUGUCGUGUGGCCCGGUUUCCCCGGCGAGAUGAUGCCGCCAGCUGGCUUACCCCCUCAGCCCGGCACCUUGCCUGCUCAAGCGGGCACUCUGCCUCCACCGCCUAUGUUCAUGCCCCCUGAUUUUUUUGUAAAUAGUAUGAACCUCCCGCCCAAUAUGCCCCAAGCACCGGCACAGGGAGAGCCGUCGAACCAUGUAGGAGAGCGUAGUGACUCAAAAAAACAGGAAUUGAACACACAGAAGAACUGUUGUGUUCAAAUUCAAAAUAUGGCGAAGAGUGUUGGUUAUGCUGACAUUGAAAAGUUCUUCCAGGGUAUGGAAAUUGUACCCAAAGGUAUUAAAAUGAUCAACGAUGAUGACGGGAAUAGGUCUGGCCUUGCGUAUGUUCGUUUUGUGCAUGAUGGCUUUAAGAAUCAAGCACUGAAGCUGAAUGGACGCCCAAUGAAAGGGCAAUGGAGAGAAACCAGAGUCAAAGUAACUCAUCUGGAUGACUAUAUUUACAAUGAAGCAAUCGAUGAUUUCCACCCACCUGAAAAGAAGCUGAGACCCGUUGGGCCAGUAUUUGACACACUUAAACUCUCUCAACUACCACGAUACACCAAAGAGAAAGAAGUUUUGGCUCUAUUCACCAAUGUAAGACCACGUAAUGUCAUCAUCUAUCCCAAUAAACAUCUUUGUGAUGCGUUUGUUGAGUUCGAGAGUCCACAGGAGGCAGAGCUAGCUGCAUCCCUUCCUUUGAUGAUGGGCAGGCAUCAUGUAGUUACUGAGCCUGUAUUUGACAAGGAUCCUAAUCUUCACUUAAGUGCUGUCGGAAACAACAUGUUCCUGGCCAAUCAAUCUGGACCAGAGAUUCCACCCCCAAGGCAAGAUCCUCGCAGAAAGAGCUUGAACGAGAAGGAAACCAUUAGCCCUGUUCCACCUAGACAUGUUCCUGAGCCAUCAAUAGAAAAUACUGUUCCUGUGUCCGACUGUUUAUUACUUAAAGGGUUGCCAUUUAAAGCAAACGAUCGUGAUAUUCUAGACUUUUUCUCAGAUGUUGGUAUUGUACCGUUGAAAAUUCACAUCAUGUUCGACAAGCAAGGGAAACCAGCCGGCGAUGCAUUUUGUGAAUUUAAUACACCGGAAGAGGCCAACCGCGGGUUGGUGAAACAAAACGCCCCCAUGGAUAGGAAUAUAGUGACGGUGGUCCCUAUUCCCAGGCACGAAAUGAUGUGUGCCCUCGGAAUUCUUCCACCCGGACCGAUGAUGCCUCCCCAUAUGGCAGGACCUGGUAUGCCAGCUCCUCGAAUGCCACCAGGAAUGAUGGGACCACCUAUGGGACACCCAGGAGACAUGCGAAUGCCCAUGCAUCAUCGACCCGCCAGACCGGACUUUAUUCCAGGGGGACCCAAUUUUAGAGGUCAUCGAAUGGAGAACGAUUAUAUUAAUGACAGUAUCAAUGUGGAUGGGUUUGGGAAGCCAGGGUGUGUUGUUUCCAUGGAGAAUGUCCCAUUCAGUGCUGGCGUGGAGGAUAUUCUGCACUUUUUCCAUGGCUUUGAUGUGGUUCGACAGAAUAUAAUUCGGAGGUUCGACGAUGAUGGCAAACCCACCGGCGACGCCAGGGUUUGUCUGAAGACGCAAGCUGAUGCGCAAAGAGCAUGCCAAAAGUUGCACAAGAGGAUGAUUGGACAUCGAAUCAUUUACUUAAGUAUUGUAGAUUAAUAUGAUAGAAUAUUUGAGUGUCUGAGAGUUUCAAAGUACUAACUUGAUUUUUUAACCCCUCUUAAAAUAUUUCGGAAAAUAUGUCAAUAUUUUCUCCCCUCUCUGACUUCCUUCGAGUAUGAGAAAUAUAAGUAGGGGCAGCUAAUGCUGUUGUUUUUUUUAUAUGUCAAAGGCUCCAUCGGAUUUUGUUGACAUCUAAAGUUCCAAUAAGAAUAGAGUUACAAGGGUGAAAUAAAAUCACCACCCUGAUGUUUGACAUGGACGUUUCUGUUGAUAAAAACAAUGUGGCAGUUAUUUCAAUAUCUGUCUUGAGAAAAAAAUAAACCCCAAAAAUACAUCCCGUUCACAAGUUUGAAAUUGGAAUGUGUUUAUGCUAAAUGGAAGUAUGAUAAAUGAAUUAAAAUAAAAGAAUUCAUACUCCUAUGUUUUGUAUGCUUCUUUUGAUUUUGUUCAGUUGGUAAAAGUUCCUUUUAGCAUAAAAAUGUCUGUCUUAGAGUUUAGCUAAAGCUGUGAUCGUGGAAGGUUUCACAUUAUCAAUUGAUGCUUUCUGUAACCAGGCAACAUCAUCGAAACACAGAAUCAGUGUGUGUUGUACUGUGAUCUAGAAACGUGAUGUAAUAACCAUCAGACUCCUGGAUCUUGUAUCUCAAUUUAGCAUGAUGAAAACUUCCUCAUUAUUCUUUGAUUUUCAAACAGUGAAGAAAAAUUUGAAUUAUUUUCUUGCUCUUCCCUCCUAUUAACAUGCAUAUUUUGUGAUAAUUUCAAGCAAUAAAGUCAGUCUGUUUUCCAUGAGAAGUAUAACAGUGGAGGGAAUUUUUCUUGUAUUUCCUUUUUUUUUCUUAUUUUUACGAGAGUAUAGCAAGUAAUAAGUUUUGGUCUCAGCAAAAAUUAGCAAAUACUGCUACAAAUUUACUGUUUUAUUGCCGUUGUUAGGUACAGCCAUGAAAUUGUAUACUUACACAUCUUAAAUGAAACACAAUGUAUCUUUUCAGUGUAGAUCUCAAAGAUCUUUGUUCAAGUGUACAGAAUAGAAUUUAUAUAUUUUCGUUUCAGAUUGGUCUCUGUUAUAUUUUGCUUUGUAAAUUUGACCUAGAGGUGUUUUUUUACAACGAUUUCGUUAUUUCAUUUGUAUAUUUUUUGAUUUUGUAAAUUUAUGUGUAAAUUUACCUCUCUUACCCUCGGAAAAGAAUCCAAGCCAUUAAGUUGGGAUGACCUACAAAUGCAUGUAAAAAAAGCUUUUAUCACUAUGCAGGCCCAGAAGACUUUAUCUUUUUCCUCUGUUGUCAUUAAUUUGUAUAAUUAGAAGGGCAAAGAACUUGAAAAAAAAAAAAAUAAAGUUAUAAUUUUUUAACAGAA